Molecule: messenger RNA, 1173 nt
Organism: Scomber japonicus (chub mackerel)
Lineage: Eukaryota; Metazoa; Chordata; Actinopteri; Scombriformes; Scombridae
Gene: gdf7
Product: growth differentiation factor 7
Exons: 2
Coding region: 1-1173 (390 amino acids)
Biological process (GO): SMAD protein signal transduction; BMP signaling pathway
Cellular component (GO): extracellular region
Molecular function (GO): growth factor activity; cytokine activity
Source: RefSeq, a predicted model, not a curated record
AUGGGUUGGACAGCAGCCCCGCGGUCCGGUUCACUACGGCGCACUGACACCAGCUUAAGGAGGGAAGAGCAGUCGAAGAAUGGCACUAUGGUUCUCCACGACUACAUGCUGUUUUUAUACAGAACCCUCUCCAAACUUCAACCAAGAGACUUUCAUAUUUCACGUGGUGUGGCAUUUGCAAACACUGUGACGAGUUUUGUGGACCAAGGAAAAGACCAGCCAUCUUGGGAGAGCGGUCAGCGUUACAUCUUUGACUUGUCCAGUCUGCCCAGGAUAGAUGAGCUGGUGGAGGCAGAGCUGAGAAUUCUCCGGAAACCUGCAGCAGACCUCCUGACUGCCCUGACCACUGGAGGAAAUCUGUACAACAUCCGUCUGUACUCCUGCUCUCCCUCUGACAGACAGCUUUUGGAUUCCCGAACUGUGGAGGUUUUGGAUGGCGGUCUCCCCAGGUGGGAGGUGUUUGAUGUAUGGUCCAGCAUGAAGGCCCGUCAGAGGAGUCCUACAGAACCACCGCAGGCCUGCUUCCAUCUCCUGGCUUUGUCUGAACAGACCAACGAGGUGACUGACCCACUGCUCCUGGGACUGGGUCGUCAUGCUCGGCUUGCGCAGGAAAAAGCUUUGCUGGCAGUUUUCUCACAUGCUGAUGCAAGUGACAGUCUAUUCAGAGAUUAUGUAAUAGAGAAGAUAAAGAGUGAUGAAGGUGGAUUUAGACUCCCCAAGCCUUUCAAACUGACUCCAAAACAUGAAAAGAAGCACAGAGGGCAGCGUCAGAGGGCCUUGUCCAAACGAUCAUUUGGUGGAACAGGGCGAGGAGCAGCUGCUGGUAGUGGUACUGGAGGGAAAAGCGGUCGUAGGAGGAUCCGCUGCAGCCGUAAACCCCUCAGUGUGAACUUCAAAGAUCUGGGCUGGGACGACUGGAUCAUCGCCCCCUUGGACUACGAGGCGCACCACUGUGAGGGGGUGUGUGAUUUCCCACUGCGCUCCCACCUGGAGCCCACCAACCAUGCCGUCAUCCAAACACUCAUGAACUCCAUGGAUCCAGACAUCAGUCCACCCAGCUGCUGCGUCCCCUCCAAGCUCAGUCCCAUCAGCAUUCUGUACAUCGACGCAGGCAACAAUGUGGUCUAUAAGCAGUAUGAGGACAUGGUGGUGGAGAGCUGUGGAUGCCGGUAG